ACCACCCUCCCCUUAUUUCUCAUGUUUCCUUACCUCCAUCAACUCUCAAUUCAUAUUCCAUUUCCAUACUCACUUUAAAACCCACUCUACCUUUUCUCUUUCCCUUUGCCAUCUUCACUUUCUCUCCCACUUCUCCUUUCCUUCGUCUUUCCAUUAUACUCUAUUCCCUAGCUUUCUUGAUCAAACCCCCAUAUAUAUAGGCUAGCUUUAACAUCAACGUACAUGGGAAUUGUAGAAGAAACAAUAAUGGAAAAAGAAACAACAACCAAGAAAUGGGUCAUCUCCGGAAUCCAAUUCAUGACUCCAUUGAAGCCUAUUUGCACAAAGAAAGAAAUAAGAAAAUCUCAUGAUAAAGAAAAUGAAGGACAAGAACAUGAAGAGAUUGAAAAACAAAAUGAAGAAAAAGAAGAAUAUGAGUCUUGUAAGACUCCAACAACACUGGAAUCACUGAUUCCAGUGUUAAAGUGCCCCGGGGCUCCUCGAAAAAGAAAAGCUAUUUCUAGGAGUCAUUGUAAUCGUGUUAGAGACUACUUCAAGCCUCCGGAUUUGGAAAGUGUAUUCCGACGUUGUGUUGAAAGAGCAUAACCGCCUAUGUGGGCUUUCUAGCCUUACAAUAUUUCUCAACAUUUUCUAACAAUAAUUAGUGUUUAACUAGUUGUGAUAAUAUUUUGUAAUUAUUGUACAUGUAGUUUCGUUGCAAUUUAAUCAUAAGAAUUGCUGAAAUGUAUGAGAAAAAAACUUUUCUGAA
This is a messenger RNA of Erigeron canadensis, 748 nucleotides long. RefSeq names its product cyclin-dependent protein kinase inhibitor SMR6-like. Gene Ontology annotation, biological process: regulation of DNA endoreduplication. The coding region runs from base 223 to 585 and encodes 120 amino acids. The transcript has a single exon. Lineage: Eukaryota; Viridiplantae; Streptophyta; Magnoliopsida; Asterales; Asteraceae. The record is from RefSeq and is a predicted model, not a curated record.